This is a messenger RNA of Cercospora beticola, 924 nucleotides long. RefSeq names its product SDR family NAD(P)-dependent oxidoreductase. NCBI's taxonomy places the organism in Eukaryota, Fungi, Ascomycota, Dothideomycetes, Mycosphaerellales, Mycosphaerellaceae. The record is from RefSeq and is a predicted model, not a curated record.
AUGCCGCCUCCACGAGGCACACCCAACGUCCUCGAAGGACCAGGCGACUACACCAUGACCCAAAAAGUAUUCAACGACACCUACCCCUUCAUCGAUCCCACAAAAGCCAACCUCACAGGAAAAUCCGUCCUCAUCACCGGCGCAUCCAAAGGCCUCGGCCAACAAAUCGAAAUCUCAUUCGCCAAAGCCGGAGCAUCCCACAUCGCCAUGGGAGCCAGGAGCUCCCUGACUACAACCUCCAGCCUCAUAAAAUCCUCGGCCCUCGCAGCCGGCCAUCCCGAACCCCAAAUCCUCCCUCUGAACCUCGACAUCGCAUCCCGCACCAGCGUCUCAGCAGCCGCAGAACUCAUCUCCAAAGGCUUCUCCGGUAAACUCGACAUCCUAAUCAACAACGCCGGCAUGAUGUCCUCCAACGACCUCAUCGGCUCUUCCACUCCUGAAACCUGGUGGGACGAGACCAUGAACGUUAAUCUCCAAGGAACUUAUCUCAUGACAGGAUCCUUCCUCCCUUUACUACUCGCCUCCUCCACCAAGACACUCAUCAACAUCUCCUCCGUCGGUGCACACCUCGUCAAUCCCACUCUUUCCGCCUAUCAAAUUUCCAAACUCGCCGUUCUUCGAUUGACGGAGUUUGUAGCAGCAGAAUAUGCAGAUCAAGGACUUGUGGCGAUUGCUGUGCAUCCAGGGAAUAUCUUGACAGAUAUUGUAGGGAAUGGAGAAGGGAUGAAUGAAGAAUUGAAAGCGGCGUUCACUGAGACUCCGAGACUGUGUGCAGAUACUUUGGCAUUUCUGUGUCAGGAGCAGAGAGAAUGGUUAUCGGGAAGAUAUGUGAACUGUACAUGGGAUCUGGAAGAAUUGGUCAGUGAAGAGAAGAAGAAGGAGAUUGUAGAGAGGGAUAAGCUGAAGGUCAAGUUGGUUGUUUGA